This is a messenger RNA of Aplysia californica (California sea hare), 1954 nucleotides long. RefSeq names its product peripheral plasma membrane protein CASK. Gene Ontology annotation, cellular component: cell-cell junction; plasma membrane. Gene Ontology annotation, biological process: regulation of neurotransmitter secretion; protein phosphorylation. The record is from RefSeq and is a predicted model, not a curated record. Gene Ontology annotation, molecular function: ATP binding; signaling receptor binding; protein kinase activity. Lineage: Eukaryota; Metazoa; Mollusca; Gastropoda; Aplysiida; Aplysiidae.
GCUCUGCUUCAAUCUCAUGACGUGGUGGCCCAUGAAGUGUACAGCGAAGAGUCCGCCCACCACCCGUCACCAGGCCCCUCCCACACGUCUUCUGGUCCCGCCCACAACUACGUCAAUGGCAGCAUGAGCGGAGGGGGGCGGGGCAACGGAGAGCUGGAUGGCGGAGGGGGCGGAGGCUACAGAGGGGACUCGGCAGACGGCGUCCUGAGAGUGCGUCUUGUGCAGUUCCAGAAGAACACUGAUGAGCCCAUGAUUUAUGUGCGGGCGUUGUUUAAUUAUGACCCACGAGACGAUGACCUCAUUCCUUGUUCCCAGGCCGGGGUGCCUUUCAGAGUUGGAGACGUAUUGCGAAUCAUAAGCAAAGAUGACUCGGACUGGUGGCAGGCCAAGAAAUGGGACAACGAGAGCUCGGGGCCUGCCGGCCUCAUUCCCUCCCCUGAGCUGCAGGAGUGGAGGACAGCUUGCGCAGCCAUCGAGAGGGCCAAACACGAGCAUGCAGCCAAUUGUUCAUGGUUUGCCCGGAAAAAGAAGGACAAGUACCUGGCCAAGCAUAAUGCUGUGUUCGAUCAACUUGACCUUGUAACCUACGAAGAGGUUGUGCGACUGCCACAGUUCAUGCGUAAGACCUUGGUGCUUCUCGGUGCACACGGGGUCGGGCGUCGACACAUUAAGAACACCCUCAUCACUGGACAUCCGGAUAAGUUUGCUUAUCCCAUACCUCCUGUUAUAUCAAAAAAUAAGAUCCCUUUGAAAAUGAUCAUAAGCAAAGAUGACUCGGACUGGUGGCAGGCCAAGAAAUGGGACAACGAGAGCUCGGGGCCUGCCGGCCUCAUUCCCUCCCCUGAGCUGCAGGAGUGGAGGACAGCUUGCGCAGCCAUCGAGAGGGCCAAACACGAGCAUGCAGCCAAUUGUUCAUGGUUUGCCCGGAAAAAGAAGGACAAGUACCUGGCCAAGCAUAAUGCUGUGUUCGAUCAACUUGACCUUGUAACCUACGAAGAGGUUGUGCGACUGCCACAGUUCAUGCGUAAGACCUUGGUGCUUCUCGGUGCACACGGGGUCGGGCGUCGACACAUUAAGAACACCCUCAUCACUGGACAUCCGGAUAAGUUUGCUUAUCCCAUACCUCAUACCACCCGACCCCCACGCAGUGACGAGGGGGAUGGGAAGAACUACUUUUUCGUGUCCCAUGAGGCCAUGAUGCGGGACAUCGCCAACAACGAGUAUCUGGAGUAUGGGACACACGAGGACGCCAUGUAUGGCACCAAGCUGGAGACGAUACGCAGCAUUCACAGCAACGGCCUGAUGGCCAUCUUAGAUGUGGAGCCUCAGGCCUUGAAAGUUCUACGUGCUGCUGAUUAUGCCCCAUAUGUUGUGUUUAUUGCCGCCCCUCGACCUGAAGAGCUGCGGGAGACCCUAAAAAAUAUCAAUGAUUCCAGCCUGGAACGACUUGCCAAUGAGAGCAAACUUUUGGAGAAGGCCUACGGCCACUACUUUGAUUUGAAGAUUGUGAACAACGACAUCGACGAAACAAUCCGAACAUUAGAAAAAGCCAUUGAAGACAUAUGCUCCACUCCCCAGUGGGUGCCUGUGAGUUGGGUCUACUGAGGAGGAAAGGCACAGAUGGAGAGAACGAUGCUGCUGUUGUGUCUGCCACUUGAGAUGUGAACUCUUACUGUGUGUGAUAGGAUCGUUAUUUGUGUAUGUCGUGUAUUUGUGUGAGUUCACACGCGUGUAUAUAUCCCGUGUAUCCGUGUGAGAACCUGUCACAUGUGUGAUUGUUUGUGUCAUUGACUACAAAGUGUGUAUGUUUCUUGGUGAACUCAUUGUGAAAGUUGGUUGAAGAAGUGUAUUUGGUAAUGUCUUCUCUUCUUGAGAACUUUGCACUUGAAACAAACUCUUACUUCUGUCUUUUCAAAAUUCUAUUAAUUGAAAUUAAAAAGAGUGUAAACCUGUA